Molecule: messenger RNA, 1552 nt
Organism: Seriola dumerili (greater amberjack)
Lineage: Eukaryota; Metazoa; Chordata; Actinopteri; Carangiformes; Carangidae
Gene: gemin8
Product: gem nuclear organelle associated protein 8
Exons: 4
Coding region: 93-737 (214 amino acids)
Biological process (GO): spliceosomal snRNP assembly
Cellular component (GO): SMN complex
Source: RefSeq, a predicted model, not a curated record
CGCAAAGGCUGCUGGGAAGUUUUCUCUCAGGAAGCAGCAUGAGCAGAUAAACAACCUGACAUCCGACAUCACAGAGGCUUACGGAUGGCUUAAUGUUAUCAGUUAGCAGGGAGAUCCACAGUGGUGCAGGCAUAUCAACAAACAUGGAGGACAUAAGCACAGUGAUGUCCUGGUUUUCCAGCCCUGUGUACAGCCGUUAUUGGCAGCACUACCAGCAGGCUAUGGCCUGGCACCAGAAGCACAGGCGUGCCUACCGAAAGGCCCUGGAGGCUGCCUACGGCCCCGGUUACUGCCAGGAGCAACAUCCCAGCAGGCACCAGCGCUAUGCCGACUGGCACGCCGGAGAAAGCAACAGCGAGGAUGGGGACGAGGGGAGCAGCUCGGACAGUGAGAUCGAGUGUGACGUUAGCAACAUGGAGAUCAGUGAGGAGCUGCGGGAGUACUUCGCUGAGACAGAGAGACACAGAGAGGAGCUGAAGAAGCAGCAGCAGAUGGAGGCCGAGCAGCAGGGCAGCUACGUGCCGGCCGACCAGGACCUGCACUGCGUCUCCUGGCGAAGCACCGCAGCUCCUCCGUCCGAGCGGCCCGGUGAGCGGCGCGGGGCCGAGAUGAAAAAGCUGUAUGGAGAUGAGGCGGCCAAGAUCCUGGCCAUGGAGGCCGCAAUGCAGCUCACAUUCGACAGAAACUGUGACUUGAAGCAGCCAAAGUACUGGCCCGUUAUCCCACUGAAACUGUAAUAGCUGUGGGCAGGGCUGAUUUAGAGGAGAUCCCUUCCCUGAUCUCUGAGUGAGACGGCAGCUUUGUCGUGUAAUGGAUUGUGGCUGAUGAAGCUGCUGAUGUAGCACUAAUGGUUUGGGUUAGCUGAGGGUUACAAGUUAUUUUAAGCUCUGAAAAGUUGCAUAAAUUAGCUGAGGUUCUGCUUAGCCAGACACAGAUGUCACUGACCUUUCAGCUGCUGCUCCAAAUGGAAACUUGCGGCUGUGAUAGUACAUGAAAUGUUUUUAAUUUACUGCAUAAAAACACUAGCACAUAGUACUGCCCCAGAUUUCUAGAAGUUUUCUCAGCCCGUUGAUUUUUAGGAUAAAAACCUCAAAGCAAGUGUCAGCUGAGGGUCAGAGGUACAGUAAAACUGCCCCUGUAGGUGAUGUAAAUCAGUUAAACAACACUGUGCCUGCUGUUUCCUCAUGAUCUGUUUUUUGUCUACCCCCCAGCCCUGCUGAUGUUUCAUGCUGCAGCAGCUCCUCUUAUGCCUGUCAUCUCAGUUUAAGCACAAAAACAUUUUUCAUCGUGCUCCUCUGUUCAAAUUCAGAAGCGUUUCCUGCAUGGCUGUGUCUGAUCUUCCACUUUUCCUUCCACAUACACACUGAUUUGGCGUUUUUAUUUCUAAUCUGUGGCUCUCUGACAUUUCAUCGGGUUCAAAGGAGUUUGUGCGGAUUAUCAGGAGGGUGUCGACUAUUCUCUUUUCAUCUUGUGCAUGCACUUGUUUUGGUUUUUUUUUAGACUGAAGGGUGUGUUUUUUAAUAUAAAUUCUGUUUAUAAUAAAGUGUUAUGU